AUGCCUCCGUGCCCGAGAGCACGCCUCCUCGUUGUGAACCGCGCCUCGUUUUGUCAGAAGAAAGGAGUAAGUCGUUCGGGGCGCGCGCCGUCGGUCGGUAAUGUGGCGCACCGGGCUGGAGGGAUGCACGCUGCUGUGCUGCGGCCGCGGCUACAACACCUACAAGGCGACGGUGCGCGAGCGGUGCGAGUGCAAGUUCCACUGGUGCUGCUACGUGGAGUGCAAGGUGUGCACGCGCACCGUCGACGUGCACACGUGCAAGUAGGCCGCAACUGCCCCGCUGCCGCUCCGGCCACUGGGGUACGAGCGUUUGGACAACGCGAUCAGUUGGAAGGAGCCCUCGUCUCUCUCGUGGGUUGCCCCGGUUACUGCAAUGACGAGGCUGCAUUGACGACAGAAACAGCAAGAGCUGCACUCGUGAUGCUAGCGGCCAGCCAUGAACGAACUGCCGAUCACAAUGUCGCACUUCUAGAAUGGCCUACUAAGCCCAGCGUUGAUCACCCGACUCGUCGCGUCCUAGAGCAGUAUCUUCGUCCAACUGUACAGUGAACCUGUAACCUGACGCCAUGUAGUUCCUUACGUUUUGUACGGAACAGUAGUCGUUUUGCGCAAACGUAAUCGUGGUAAUUUGUUAUUUAAAAGGAAUCUAAUUCAAGAUUUUUUUUUUUGUAGACAUGGCUCGACUUUGGUACCUCCCUUCCCUUUGGUCUCUCUAGAUAUUUUGUUUCCCCGCGUUCAGCGCUCUUGAACGAAUGUUGAAUGAACGAUUCGGUACAUUCACAUUGUUUGUGGAAAUCGAAUCUAUUUAAGGCAAGGGCCGACAAAUACAGUAUUAUGCGAAAUACUGUACACCAGCCGUCCGAAAUCAUCGGGCGGUUCUGGAAUAAGAGUGAUGAAUUGUUCUAUCAAGAACAUGAUUUUGCGAUUUGGCCUACUCUUUAAAAUUCUCAAAAAUAUUCACCCUAGACCGUAGUACGCAAUUUUGUAUUUUAAAAAAAUAUUAUUUUGUGUUUUCUUGAAUAUUACGUCCAUUACACCAACAGUGUAACCAGGUGACAGAGUGAUGGCAAUUAAAUAACAUCCACAUUUUAAAACUUCGGUGAGAAACAAAAACGUGGAUUCAUUUUUAACAAAAAUGGUAUUUGGUCUACGAAGAAUUAUAAUGAUAAUCCCGAACACAACCCACGUAACACUAUCUAUUUGCGUCGUUCUAAGAAAUUUACUCAGACCCUUAGGGAUCAUUCAGUAAUUAGACAAGACAUCCAAACUUAAUUGAGUAUUCAUUAAUUCGUGUAAUACAUGAGAUCAUAGCUAGCUUCCCAGAAACAGAUUUUUCCAUUCUAAUCAGCCGUCCUGUAACUUAUUUACUCCGGAAAGAGCACCAUUGUCCCUGGCGAAGUUUGUGUGUGUGUGUGUGUGAGUGUGUGAGAAAUGAAAACCUACUAACUUGUCGGAGACACCUAUUUUAUUUCAAAGAAUUUUUAUCGAGCUGUGUUUUAAACGAAAGGCAUUCUGAAUUUUCAACAGUGAAACAGAUAAAAUGCGGAAAGAACUUACGACUAUUCUGUCGCUGUUGAAAGUGAUGAAAAUACUGCAUUUUUGGAACUGUAUAAAUGUUACCGAGAAAACGAGUUAACUGUGUAUUAUAUUAUUGAGAGAAGUCCUGUGACUUGAAGUUUUGUAAAAUGAAUGUGACUUAAAUUAUUUCUCCAUUGUCACAAAAUUCGUAUUUCUUGAACAUGAAAUGAUACCUAUGAACGAAAAGAAGAUUCUUUAUAAUAGUCAUAGGUUCCAUUGAGACCUAAUAAAUCAUAAUGUAGUGUGAGAAUACAUUCUUGUCUGAGAAUUUGAUUUUUAUGGAUAGAAAUCAAAAAUGUUUUAUAUGUCGUCAGAUUAGUGUCCUUUUGUGCUAAUGAAUAAUUCAGUAUUAAUCAUUAGUUAGAUCAGAGUUUAUUAGAAAACACUUGAUGUUUUACAGAAAUGUUGCUGGUGUUUACUUAUUUAAUAAUAUGUCUUUCUAUACCCAUAUAAUUUUAUUCGGACGCUUUAGAUGUUUUCUAAAUUCGAGUGAUUAAGUAGAAAUGUUUCUACGUUGUCCCUAUAUCAGUCUCUCAAGUUAAAGCCAAAAGUGACCUCCACACGUAUUAGCGUAUUAUUGACUUAAACAUCAUUAUAAGAAAUUUUGAGAUAAAUGAAAUAAGACAGUACAUUUCUUGAUUUAAUGAAAAUGAUUAAUUUUUGAUGAAUUGUUUAAUAGUAUAGAAUUUCAAAUUAAUGUAUUAUUAUUUACUAAUUUGAUUGAACCUUACAAAUGUCGAGUGUUACGAAAACCGGUCAAUGCCUCUGAAAUGUUGACCCCUCAACAUAAUAAUAAUUUCAGUUUCUUCGAUGAAAUUAUUAGAAAUAUGAUAUUAAUUAUCAUUCCCUGUAAUUGAAUAACUACUUCAAUAACUGGAUGCGAUUUUUUGUUAAACUAAUCAAAAACAAAAAAAACAGCAAUAUCUCAAGAAAGAAAUAAUUGUAAAGAAUUUGUAAGCAAUGGAUUUUUUUCAGGGUAAAAUUUGUUCAUUGCAUCUUUGACAUGAAUUUCGUGUAUGUUUUAUGAAAUAUUCUCAGAUUUUAUGUAAAUUGAAAUAAACAGAGUACUGCCU
This is a messenger RNA of Gryllus bimaculatus (two-spotted cricket), 2651 nucleotides long. Lineage: Eukaryota; Metazoa; Arthropoda; Insecta; Orthoptera; Gryllidae. The record is from the annotation of a GenBank genome assembly.